Podospora bellae-mahoneyi is the source of this 539-nucleotide messenger RNA. RefSeq lists its product as uncharacterized. Bases 303 to 539 code for a protein of 78 amino acids. The transcript is spliced from 2 exons. Lineage: Eukaryota; Fungi; Ascomycota; Sordariomycetes; Sordariales; Podosporaceae. The record is from RefSeq and is a predicted model, not a curated record.
GCUGUGUGUGGCCUUUUGGGAGUUUCCCCAACAUGUCGGCUCGGUCGUCGGCGGUGUGAGCGAUGAUUGGCUUGAUUCGACCGAGUUCAGAUGUCACUGAGAGGCUCGGCGCGGGAAGCAAAGGGACGGAGCCACGGGCACGCAGGGGGUGCGAGGGGUGAAAAAAAAAGUUACAGUGGAAAAGUGCAGUGGUCGGUGGGUGUGUGGUGGGCGCUGGGUUGCUCGGAUGUGGAUGGCUCCAAUUUUGGGGUCCCCACAUCCCACCUUUCCCACCAAGCCCCGGGCCCCGGCUGUCAACCAGAAUGUUUAGAACAGGGACGAACAACGUCUCGCCAGAAACCCAAACUCGGCCCAUUCAUCUACGGACAACUCCUCCCCUCAUCCCCCCCGAAACACCGCCGCCUGCCAGCAUCAUCCCCCUCCACCCCUCUCCUCUUAUCGGCGUCUGGUUUGGGAAAAUAUCCGAUUGCCUGUGCCGACCUGCUCUGCUCGACAGACGCUUCACACCGCCUGGCGCUACACCACGUUACGUACUUUAA